This is a messenger RNA of Prosopis cineraria, 645 nucleotides long. Its product is annotated as extensin-2-like. The transcript has a single exon. Lineage: Eukaryota; Viridiplantae; Streptophyta; Magnoliopsida; Fabales; Fabaceae. Bases 1 to 645 code for a protein of 214 amino acids. The record is from RefSeq and is a predicted model, not a curated record.
AUGGGGAGCCCAAGGGGAUCAAAGCAAUGGCCCCAGCUGCCAGUUUUAGUAGUGGUUUUUUGUGUAGUUACCAUUAGUGUUGCUGCUGGUCAUGAGCCUUACUACCCUUAUUAUCACAACCCUCCACCACCACCAUAUGUCUAUGUACCUCCGCUGCUGCCGCCGCCGUCUCCUUAUGUCUACAAGUCUCCACCGCCCCCACCUCCUUAUAUCUACAAAUCCCCACCACCACCUUCUCCCUCACCUCCUCUUCCAUUUUACAAGCCACCUCCACCUCCGCCACCAUAUGUUUAUCAAUCACCACCACCUCCUUAUGUUUAUAGGUUUCCACCACCACCGUCACCACUAUCAUUUCCUUCACCUCCUCCACCUUAUUUCUACAAAUCACCACCACCUCCUUUCCUAUCACUGCCGCCUCCAUAUGUAUACAAGUCUCCUCCUCCACCAUCACCUUGUCCUUAUCCACCUCUUCCUCCUCAUCCAUUGCCAUCACUGCCACCUCCGUAUAUCUACAAGUCUCCACCUCCGCUACCAUAUGUUUACAAAUCACCGCCACCUCCGUUUGUCUACAAGUCUCCACCUCCACCACCAACACCAUAUACAUAUACCUACAGCUCUCCUCCCCCACCAUAUGCUUAUAAUUGA